This is a messenger RNA of Magnusiomyces paraingens, 3192 nucleotides long. RefSeq lists its product as uncharacterized. Gene Ontology annotation, molecular function: aminoacyl-tRNA deacylase activity; tRNA binding; ATP binding. Bases 1 to 3192 code for a protein of 1063 amino acids. The record is from RefSeq and is a predicted model, not a curated record. The transcript has a single exon. NCBI's taxonomy places the organism in Eukaryota, Fungi, Ascomycota, Dipodascomycetes, Dipodascales, Dipodascaceae. Gene Ontology annotation, biological process: isoleucyl-tRNA aminoacylation.
AUGGACUUCCCCAAGGCUGAAGAGCAAGUCCUUGAAUUUUGGAACGAGAUUGAUGCCUUCCAAACUUCAUUGAAGUUAUCCGAAGGCCGCCCCGUCUACAACUUUUAUGACGGUCCUCCAUUCGCCACCGGUACCCCUCACUAUGGCCAUAUUCUUGCUUCUACCGUCAAGGAUAUUAUUCCUCGUUAUGCUCAUAUGACUGGCCACCAUGUCGAGCGCCGAUUUGGUUGGGAUACCCACGGUCUUCCCGUUGAAUAUGAAAUUGACAAGAAGCUCGGUAUCACUGGCAAGCAAGAUGUUAUGGAUAUGGGUAUCGAUAAGUACAAUGCCGAGUGCAGAGCCAUUGUCAUGCGUUACGCUUCCGAGUGGCGCUCCACCAUUGGCCGCAUGGGUCGCUGGAUCGACUUUGAUAAUGACUACAAGACUCUUUACCCGUCAUUCAUGGAAACCAUUUGGUGGGUUUUCAAGCAGCUUUUUGACAAGAACUCUGUUUACAGAGGUUACCGUGUCAUGCCUUAUUCCACUGGUCUCACCACCCCUCUUUCAAAUUUUGAGGCUCAGCAAAACUACAAGGAUGUUCUUGAUCCUGCUAUCACCAUUGCAUUUCCUCUUGUUGACGAUCCCGACACUUCUUUUGUUGCUUGGACUACUACGCCCUGGACUCUUCCUUCUAACUUGGCUCUUUGCGUUAACCCCGACUAUGAGUAUGUCAAGAUUCACGAUGAAACGACUGGCAAGAACUACAUUCUUCUUGAGAAGCUUUUGACUACAUUAUAUAAAAACCCCAAGAAGGAGAAGCUUAAGGUUGUUCAAAAGUACAAGGGUUCUGAUCUUAAGGACAUGAAGUAUGUCCCCCUUUUCAACUACUUUUACGACGAGUUCAAAGAUCACGCCUUUAGAGUCCUUAAUGACACUUAUGUUAAGGACGACUCUGGUACUGGUAUUGUUCAUCAGGCCCCUGCUUUUGGUGAGGACGAUUAUGCUGUGUGCGUUGCUCACGGUGUUAUCACUGAAGACCGUGCCCCCCCUAACCCCGUUGACGACACUGGCAAGUUCACCAGCCAAGUUCCUGAUUGGGAGGGAGUUUACGUUAAGGACGCUGACAGAAAGAUCAUCAAGUAUCUCAAGGAACAAGGCCGCAUUCUCGUUGAUGCUCAACUGCGACACAGUUACCCCUUCUGCUGGAGAUCGGAUACUCCUCUUCUUUACAGAACUGUCCCCGCUUGGUUUGUUCGCAUUAAGGAGAUUAUCCCCAACAUGCUUAAGCACAUUGACGAGUCUCAUUGGGUUCCCAACGCCAUUAAGGAGGGUCGUUUUGCCAACUGGAUCAAGAAUGCCCGUGAUUGGAACAUUUCCAGAAACAGAUACUGGGGUACUCCUAUCCCUCUUUGGGUUAGUGAUGACUUGGAGGAAAUUGUCUGCAUUGGCUCUAUUGAAGAGUUGAGAGAGCUCUCUGGUGUUCAGGAUAUUACUGAUCUGCACCGUGAGAACAUUGACCCCAUCACAAUUCCUUCCAAACAGGGUAAGGGAACUCUCAAGCGUAUUGAGGAAGUUUUUGACUGUUGGUUUGAAUCUGGCAGUAUGCCCUACGCCAGUCAGCACUACCCUUUUGAAAAUGCUGAAAAGUUCAAGAAGGGUUUCCCCGCUGACUUUAUCUCUGAGGGUCUUGAUCAGACUCGUGGUUGGUUCUACACAUUAGUUGUUUUGGGUACUCAUUUGUUUGAUGUUUCUCCUUUCAAGAACUGUAUCGUCAGUGGUAUCGUUUUGGCUGCUGAUGGCAAGAAGAUGUCCAAGAGAUUGAAGAACUACCCUGAUCCCAACCUUAUCCUUGAUAAGUACGGUGCUGAUGCCCUUCGUCUUUACCUCAUCAAUUCUCCUGUUUUAAGAGCUGAAACCCUUAAGUUUAAGGAAGAAGGUGUCAAGGAAGUUGUUUCCAAGGUCCUUUUGCCCUGGUGGAAUUCUUACAAAUUUUGGGAGGGUCAAGUUGCUUUGCUGAAGAAACUUGAGAACAUUGACUUCAAGUACGACCCUAAUCUCCGCAGUGAGAACGUCAUGGACAAGUGGAUUUUGGCUUCUCUCCAGACCCUUAUCGGUUACAUUCACGAGGAGAUGGGCCAGUACAGAUUGUACAAUGUCGUUCCGGGUUUGCUCAAGCUCAUCGAGGACCUGACCAACUGGUACAUCAGACUUAACCGCAGCCGUCUGAAAGGUGAAAAUGGUGUUGAUGACACCAUCAAGGCUCUCAACACUCUUUUUGAGGCUCUUUACGUUCUUGUCCGUGCCAUGGCUCCUUUCACUCCAUUCUUGGCCGAGACCAUUUACAAGAACCUCAAGACUGCUAUCCCCGAUAACUUGCACGAGGGUGAUGAUCGCUCAGUUCACUUCUUGUCUUACCCCGUUGUCCGCAAGGAGUUGAUUGACGACAAGACUGAGCUUGCUGUCAACCGUAUGCGUCGUGUCAUCGAGCUUGGCCGUAACAUUCGUGAACGCAAGACCAUCUCUUUGAAGGUUCCUCUUCGCACUUUUGUUGUCAUUCACCACGACAAGGGCUACCUCGAGGAUCUUGAGUCUCUCAAGAGCUACAUUAUUGAUGAACUUAACAUUCGUGAUCUUAUCUUAACUUCAGACGAGGAGAAGUUUGAUGUUGAGUACAAGGCUCAGGCUGACUGGCCCGUUCUGGGUAAGAAGCUCCGCAAGGAUAUUGCCAAGGUCAAGAAGGCUCUUCCCGGUCUUACCAGCGACGAGGUUCAAGGCUACCUGAAGAACAAGAAGAUCAACAUUGAUGGCAUUGAGCUUGUUGAGGGUGAUUUGACUGUUAUUCGUGGUGUCAGUGACAAGGCUGUCCAGAAUGGACAGGAAGUCAACACCGAUCAGGAUGUUCUUGUUAUCAUGGAUAUUUCCAUUGAUGAGGAUCUCAAAUCUGAGGCUAAUGCUCGUGAGUUUAUCAACCGUGUCCAAAGAUACCGCAAGAAGCUUGGUCUUCAGGCUACUGAUGAGGUCCAGGUUGAGAUCGAAAUCACCAAGGAUACCUGCGGUCUUUCUGAGUGUCUCAAGAAGCACAAGGAGACUAUUGAAAAGACUUUGAGACGUCCUCUUCAAAGCUUUGGCGAAUCUACUGAGGGUGAUAACCUUGGUGAAGAGGACCAAGAAAUUGGUGAUACCUUGUUCAAGCUUAGACUGCUUAAAUUGUAA